AUGACAAUUAAAAACCAAACCAACACAGAAAUUCCCCGACUCUCUGCCACCACUGACUCCCACAACAUAUGGCCGACUGUGGAGGCCAACGGAGCCGCAAUCAUACAGAACUUUCUUUCCUUGGAUGUCGUGCAGCGUUUGAAUCGGGAGGUAGAUCCCUAUGUAAAGAUAGAACCGAUUCCAGCCGCCGAAACUAAAGACCAUCCCAACUAUGUCUUAUCCACAACAACUCGGAUUGUGAACGUCCUCACUGAAUUCUCAAAGGCCUACCGCGAGGACGUGCUGAACAAUGAGGUCCUCCAUCGGAUAUCUUCUGAUGCAUUCAAGGUGUACGGUGAUUAUUGGGUUCUCAUGGGCGCUGUGAUGGAAUUGGCACCGACGAAUCCCGCCCAGCCUCUCCAUCGAGACAUGAGAUAUAGCCAUCCUGUUGUCAACUAUCUCAAGCAUGAUGCACCUGCCACUUCCAUAAAUCUUCUCAUUGCACUGACACCAUUCACCGUCGAAAACGGUGCUACACAUGUGAUUCUGGGGAGCCAUAAAUGGCAAGACAUUGGCGGUGCUUCGAUGGACCAGACUGUUCGCGCGGUGAUGAACCCCGGGGAUGCUCUGCUGAUUACCGAUAAUACUGUACAUUGUGGGGGAGCAGAUACUACAGGGACCGAGACUCGCCGUUUACUGUCCCUUACGAUGGGCAUUAGCCAACUGACUCCGCUCGAGAGCAACUUUACCGUUCCCCGUCCGAUCAUGGAGAGCCUAACACCACUGGCUCAGAGGCUUCUUGGUUGGGGAAGUCAACGAUCAGCGGCACCUCGUGAUAUAGGACUAUUGACUAUCCGAGGAAAAUCGAUUGAGAAAACGAUGGGAUUGAAGUCGAAGCAGCCACUUCCAGAGGAUGGGAUGGAAUAG
Messenger RNA from Aspergillus lentulus, 906 nucleotides. RefSeq names its product phytanoyl-CoA dioxygenase family protein. The record is from RefSeq and is a predicted model, not a curated record. Lineage: Eukaryota; Fungi; Ascomycota; Eurotiomycetes; Eurotiales; Aspergillaceae.